AUGCCCACCUUUAACAAUUCACUAUUCAGUCAGCGGCGUAAUCGUGUUUUUGAUGUGCAAAAACAUCAUUCAAAGCAUAAAAAAUUGGUUGAAUCAACUAAAGCCACGCCCAACAAUAAUCACACUAAGGAACGGAAACGCAAAGUGUCACGCCUCCGCCAGUUGGCCGUAUUUUCGGCAGUACGCUAUUGGUUUGCAGAAAAUCUCCGCAAUUACUGCAAUAGCACAUCGCUGCAUGGCUUCAAUUAUAUCACCCUCAAAGGUUCCACGGUGAAUGAGCGUCGCUUUUGGAUACCCACUGUUAUUGUAUCGAUUAUCAUCUCAAUUGUUUUGGUGACUGUUUCAUGGUUUUCGAAUCGAGAGGACCUUACUGUGACGGUGAUUGAGAGUGCGCAUUACCCCACUUGGAAUAUACCAUUUCCGGCAGUAACCAUUUGCAGUUUAAAUAAGAUAUCGAAAACAAGUGCAAUGAAUUUGGCUAAAACCUUUAAACGCCCCUCAAAUGUAUCUGAAGAGAAACUUUUAAGCCUUUUUCGCAUAACAAUGCCCUUCAGCUUCGUCGUAGAUUUCACAAUUGAAGAUUACCGCACUCUCGAAGAAGUUCUCACUGCUAACAAUAUAACUCUGUCUAAAUUAACUCUACAACUCACACCCGAUUGUAGGGAAAUGAUAACGAAAUGUAUGUGGCAGGGUAGUGGCACACGUUGCGAUCUUUUCUUUCAGCCAAUUCAGGCUAUGGAGAGUGCCUGCUGCUCAUUUAACUAUUACGCACGUCCAACUACUAAUUUUCGAAGAAAAAUCGCAUAUCAAAUUCCGAAAGACCCCUAUCGCGUUAGCGGCUGUGGUUAUUCCACCGGACUCACACUUGAACUCAAUCCCAUGGUGAAUGAUUAUUUCGGCACUUAUCUAAGCAGUUACGGCUUUCGUUUGUUACUUCAUAGACCGUACAGUUUACCGGAUGAAAAUUCCAGUAAAAAAGUAGUUAGUUCGGGGCAUGAAACUUUCGUGCGCAUAAGUCCCGAAUCGACAUAUGCGUCGAAUGACGUUAAGAAAGUGAAUAGUAAAUUGCGCAACUGUUUAUUGCCCCACGAAAGAAAAUUGUUGUUGAUGAAACGUUAUACAUUUAUCAAUUGCAUGGCCGAGUGUCGUCUAAGCAUUCUCUAUAAUCGUUGUGGUUGCAUACCUAUGGGUUUACCGAAUAAUGGCAGCUUUCGGAUUUGUGUCUUGAGUCAAAUGCACUGCAUUAUGAAGACGAGAGAUAUUUUCACAUUGGCUAUACCAACAAUCAAUCGAACACUAAUGAAGUUGCAGAAAACUCACGAAUUUCCAUGUGGCUGCUUACCGGACUGCGAAUUUGCUUCGUACCCAUCAGAAUUAACUAGAGGACGAUUAGAUUCGAGAUAUGUUUCUACAAAGCGCUAUGGAAACGAAUUGGUCAAUGCUAAUGAACAGACAAUCUUACACGUCUUCUUCAGCGAUUUGAUGUCUAAACGCUAUCGCAAGGAUGUAUAUCAAGAUUGGUUGUCGUCACUUGGCUCUUUUGGCGGUCUUUUAGGAUUGAUAAUGGGUUUUAGCAUAGUGGCUGCUUUCGAAUUUAUUUACUUUCUUACUUUUAGACCACUUUUGAAUUUAUUAAAUUGA
Anastrepha obliqua is the source of this 1641-nucleotide messenger RNA. Its product is annotated as pickpocket protein 11-like. Lineage: Eukaryota; Metazoa; Arthropoda; Insecta; Diptera; Tephritidae. The transcript is spliced from 6 exons. Gene Ontology annotation, molecular function: ligand-gated sodium channel activity. Gene Ontology annotation, cellular component: membrane. Gene Ontology annotation, biological process: sodium ion transmembrane transport. The coding region runs from base 1 to 1641 and encodes 546 amino acids. The record is from RefSeq and is a predicted model, not a curated record.